Glycine soja is the source of this 3755-nucleotide messenger RNA. Its product is annotated as respiratory burst oxidase homolog protein A-like. Lineage: Eukaryota; Viridiplantae; Streptophyta; Magnoliopsida; Fabales; Fabaceae. The coding region runs from base 346 to 3129 and encodes 927 amino acids. The transcript has 14 exons. Gene Ontology annotation, cellular component: plasma membrane. Gene Ontology annotation, molecular function: peroxidase activity; calcium ion binding; NAD(P)H oxidase H2O2-forming activity. The record is from RefSeq and is a predicted model, not a curated record.
UUUCUUUGGUCAAAUACUUUUGUUUGGUUUCUCUUAAGAGCUCUGUACACCUUGUUGUCUUUUCCUUUAUAGAUUGAUUCUCGCUCUUAGUGCGUUCUACUGCUGCGUCUCACCUUUGCAAAUUACAAUAAUAUCACCCGGUCCUAAACUCUACUCUCUUAACUCUUCUCCCCAACCAAACUCGUCCGAAUAACUUCCCGCGCACGUUAGCAAAGCGCACCUUAUCGCAUUAUAUAACAAACUCAUACCACCUUAGAUUAAAAUAUCUGUAUAUAAUAUAAUUAUUAUAAAAUUAAAACCUAUAACUAUAACUAUACUAUACAUUCAUCUGAUUUUUGUUUAAUCAUGAACGGUGCUCCCAAGCACGAACGCCGCUGGGCGUCCGACACCGUGCCGGAGAUGGCAUUCGUCAGCGCCGGGACUUCGCCGGGAACUGAGUACAACUCCGUCACCGACGAGUACGUUGAGGUCACUCUCGAUGUUCAAGACGAUCACACCAUCGUUCUCCGCGGCGUUGAGCCGGUGACUGUCGUUAACGUCGACGACGGCGUCGCCACAAGCGGAAACGAAACUCCGGCGUCCUCUGCGUGGUCGCCGUCCAUCAGGAGGAGCUCUCCCAACCGGUGGCGGCAGUUCUCGCAGGAGCUGAAGGCCGAGGCGGUUGCGAAGGCGAGGCAGUUCUCGCAGGAGCUCAAGGCGGAGCUGCGGUGGUUCUCGUGGAGCCAAGGCGGAUCUGAAGCGGCGUUGGUAGCUCGAGAUCUCAGGAAGCAGCGCGCUCAGCUUGAACGCAACCGUUCGGAUACGAAGAAAGCGCUCCGUGGACUGAAAUUUAUUAGCAGUAAAUCCAAUGGCGUUGACGCCUGGAACGAAGUGCAAAGCAAUUUCUAUAGUCUAGCCAAGGACGGUUAUCUGUAUCGCACUGAUUUUGCGCAAUGCAUAGGGAUGAAGGACUCUAAGGAGUUCGCUCUGGAACUAUUCGACGCGCUGAGUCGUAGACGGAGACUGAAGUUUGAAAAGAUCAGCAGAGACGAGCUUAACGAAUUCUGGUCGCAAAUUACCGAUCAAAGCUUUGAUUCGCGGCUUCAGAUAUUCUUCGACAUGGUGGACAAGAAUGAAGAUGGUAGGAUCAUCGAAGAAGAAGUAAAAGAGAUCAUUAUGCUAAGCGCUUCAGCAAAUAAGUUAUCCAGAUUGAAAGAGCAGGCCGAGGAAUACGCAGCUCUGAUCAUGGAAGAGUUAGACCCUGAAAGACUUGGCUACAUUGAGCUAUGGCAAUUGGAGACGCUUCUGUUACAAAAGGACACGUAUCUCAACUACAGCCAAGCACUAAGCUACACCAGUCAAGCUUUGAGCCAGAACCUACAAGGACUAAGGGCGAGAAGUCCGAUACGUAGGAUGAGCCGCAGAAUGCUGUACUACUUGCAAGAAAAUUGGCGGAGACUUUGGGUUUUAGCAUUGUGGAUUUCCGCUAUGAUUGGACUGUUUACCUGGAAGUUCAUCGAGUACAAGAGAAAAAAUGCUUAUCAUAUCAUGGGUAACUGUCUACUAGCGGCCAAAGGUGCUGCUGAGACUCUGAAGUUCAACAUGGCACUUAUACUCUUGCCCGUCUGCAGAAAUACCAUAACUUGGCUCAGGUCCACCAAGUUGGCUUACGUUGCACCUUUCGAUGAUAAUAUCAACUUUCAUAAGACAAUUGCGGCGGCAGUAAUGAUCGGUGUUAUACUUCAUGCCGGGAAUCACCUUGCUUGUGAUUUUCCUAGACUUGUAAGUUCGUCUGAAAAAGAUUAUAAGACGUAUUUGGAUGGCGUAUUUGGUGAUCAUAGACCCAGUUACGGAGACCUCGUUAAAGGGGUUGAAGGUGUGACAGGAAUUCUGAUGGUGAUUUUGAUGGCAAUAGCAUUUACUCUUGCAACAAAAUGGUUCAGGAGAAAUCUCAUUAAGCUGCCUAAACCGUUUAAUAGGCUCACUGGUUUCAAUGCGUUCUGGUAUUCUCACCAUUUGUUUGUGAUUGUCUAUGUCCUGCUCAUUAUUCAUGGUGUAAGUCUUUACCUCGAGCGCAGAUGGCACCGGCAAACGACAUGGAUGUAUCUUGCAGUUCCAAUUUUACUUUAUGCGGGAGAAAGAACGCUAAGAUUCUUCCGUUCUGGUUUCUAUACAGUCCGUCUUAUAAAGGUUGCCAUUUAUCCUGGAAAUGUUCUGACAUUGCAAAUAUCGAAGCCCUCUCAAUUUCGUUACAAGAGCGGACAAUACAUGUUUGUGCAAUGUCCUGCUGUUUCUCCAUUUGAGUGGCAUCCGUUUUCGAUUACCUCUGCCCCUGAUGAUGACUACCUGAGUGUUCACAUACGGCAACUGGGAGAUUGGACACAGGAGCUCAAAAGGGUAUUCUCUGCGGCCUGUGAACCUCCCGUAGCUGGGAAGAGCGGGCUUCUCAGGGCUGAUGAAACCACCAAGAAGUGUUUACCAAAGCUAAGGAUAGAUGGACCUUACGGUGCGCCAGCACAAGACUACAGAAACUAUGAUGUCCUGUUACUUGUCGGUCUCGGGAUAGGAGCAACACCUUUUAUCAGCAUUCUGAAAGAUCUUCUCAACAAUAUUAUCAAAAUGGAGGAGCUGGCGGAUUCAGUCUCUGAUUCAAGUAGAGGUUCAGACCUUAGCACUGGGAGUGCAGAUUCAAUAUCUUCUAAUAAGAUUUCUCCUAAACGGAAGAAGACACUGAAGACUACAAACGCUUAUUUUUACUGGGUAACAAGAGAACAAGGUUCUUUCGAUUGGUUUAAAGGGGUCAUGAAUGAAGUUGCUGAACUUGAUCAAAGGGGUGUUAUUGAGAUGCACAACUACUUAACUAGCGUAUAUGAGGAAGGCGAUGCCAGAUCCGCCCUUAUUACAAUGGUACAAGCCCUCAACCAUGCAAAAAAUGGAGUUGAUAUUGUUUCUGGGACUAGGGUGAGAACUCAUUUUGCCAGGCCUAACUGGAAGAAGGUUUUCUCAAGAAUAUGCUCUAAGCACUGCAAUGGACGAAUAGGGGUUUUCUAUUGUGGCGCACCGGUUUUGGCCAAAGAAUUAAGCAAGCUCUGCUUCGAGUUCAACGAAAAAGGUCAAACAAAAUUUGAGUUCCACAAGGAGCAUUUCUAAGGGAAUUUGGAGGGAGCUUCAUAUCUGUAUCUAGAAUCAACACAAUUAAUUUUAGCAACUAGUCGUAGUCAAUUAUAAGAUAUGGUUCAAUAAGCUAAAACCUUAAGUAUAGAAUAUGAGGCAUUGUACAUCCCGGCCGGCCGGCAAGAUGGCUGGGCAUUGAUCAUACAUGUGGCUGCAGCUCAAAGGAGAUAUUGCCCUUACAAGGCUCCAGCAACUUCAGAUACAUUCUGCCGAACCGCAUAGAUUAUUGGCCGAUACAUCCCAUAGAAAAUAUACAACAGUUUUGAAAGUGAUAAAAAGGAAUUAGUUAGUGUUCUGCCUCAGGAGCAAUGCAUUGGUUUGUGGAUAAUUUAUUUUUUUAAAAAUUAUCGUUUUCUAAUAUUUAUUUUAAAAAAUAUACUUGAAAAUGAUUUUUUUUUUUUAAGUAAAUGUCAACAAACAUAUACCAAAUUUUCGUUUUCUUCGAGUGGAUUCCAUUAUCUUUGUGGAAUAUUGUGGGUGAAACUAUUGUUUCGACCCUGCUGCUUCUGCUUGGAUUUCUUCUCCGGGAGAGGAGAUCUAAUGUCUAAACACUGUACAUGAGAUGAGACUCUUAAUCGUAUGUUGACUAUGUUCUUUUUCUU